Molecule: messenger RNA, 1406 nt
Organism: Acanthisitta chloris (rifleman)
Lineage: Eukaryota; Metazoa; Chordata; Aves; Passeriformes; Acanthisittidae
Gene: TBC1D12
Product: TBC1 domain family, member 12
Exons: 12
Source: RefSeq, a predicted model, not a curated record
AAACUUUUUCAGUAAAAGGACAAAGGAACUCAAGCCUGCUGUCCAAAGCGCUCCUGGUUGGAAGUUGUUUGGAAAAGUCCCACCCAGGGAAAACCUUCCGAAAGACUCCAAAAUUAUUCAGCAGGAAUAUGAAGCACGGACAGGAAGAAUGUAUAAACCUCAACCCCCAGCAGCAAGACGUAAAAAUAUUGAAUUUGAGCCACUUUCAACUACUGCUUUGAUUCUGGAGGAUCGACCAGCAAAUCUUCCUGCCAAAUCAAUGGAGGAGGCUCUACGUCACCGACAAGAGUAUGAUGAGAUGGUGGCAGAGGCAAAGAAACGAGAAAUUAAAGAAGCACAUAAAAGGAAAAAAAUAAUGAGAGAGCGUUUCAAGCAAGAAGAGAAUAUCGCUAGUGCUAUGGUGAUUUGGGUCAAUGAAAUACUACCUAACUGGGAAGGCAUGCGAGCUACCCGGAGAGUUCGAGAGCUGUGGUGGCAGGGAUUGCCUCCAAGUGUACGUGGGAAGGUUUGGAGUCUAGCUGUGGGAAAUGAAUUAAAUAUCACUCCUGAACUUUAUGAAAUCUUCUUGUCGAGAGCUAAGGAACGAUGGAAAAGCUUCAGUGAGACAAGUUCUGAGAAUGACACAGAAGAUGCAGGUGCAUCUGUUGCUGAUCGUGAGGCCAGUCUGGAGCUAAUUAAGUUGGAUAUAUCACGCACAUUUCCAUCCCUGUAUAUUUUCCAGAAGGGUGGUCCUUAUCAUGAUCUCCUGCACAGUGUUUUAGGAGCAUAUACAUGUUACAGACCAGAUGUGGGAUAUGUACAAGGGAUGUCCUUCAUUGCUGCUGUGCUCAUUCUCAAUCUGGAAGAGGCAGAUGCUUUCAUUGCCUUUGCUAACCUUCUAAACAAGCCAUGCCAGCUGGCCUUUUUCCGUGUGGAUCACAGCAUGAUGCUGAAAUACUUUGCAGCCUUUGAAGUAUUUUUUGAAGAAAAUCUUCCCAAAUUGUUUCUUCAUUUCAAAUCAUACAGUCUUACUCCAGACAUAUAUUUGAUAGACUGGAUUUUUACACUCUACAGCAAGUCAUUACCACUUGAUCUGGCCUGUCGUGUCUGGGAUGUUUUCUGCAGAGAUGGAGAAGAAUUUUUGUUUAGGACAGGAUUAGGGAUCCUUCGGUUAUAUGAAGAUAUUCUUCUACAGAUGGACUUUAUUCAUAUAGCACAGUUUCUAACAAAACUUCCAGAAGAUAUUACAUCAGAAAAGCUUUUUAGUUGUAUUGCAGCUAUUCAGAUGCAGAAUAGUAACAAAAAAUGGGCACAGGUGUUUGCCUCACUGAUGAAGGACAACAAAGAAGGGGACAAGAACCAUAGCCCAGCACAGAAGAGCUAAUCCUCAUGACAUUGAGGUCAAUUGAAAAUGUGGAAAACCACUU